This is a messenger RNA of Ctenopharyngodon idella (grass carp), 4596 nucleotides long. Its product is annotated as deleted in malignant brain tumors 1 protein-like. Gene Ontology annotation, cellular component: membrane. Bases 21 to 3920 code for a protein of 1299 amino acids. The record is from RefSeq and is a predicted model, not a curated record. Lineage: Eukaryota; Metazoa; Chordata; Actinopteri; Cypriniformes; Xenocyprididae. The transcript is spliced from 20 exons.
UAGAGAUACUGAAUAAUCAGAUGUGGGUUUCAGUGUGUGCUGCUGCCUUUGACCAACAGGAUGCAGAGGUUGUGUGUAGAGAGCUGGACUGUGGGGCUCCUGUACAGGUGCUGGGAGAAGAUGCUUUUGGCAAAGGAGACGCUCAGAUGUGGACACAAGAGAUUCACUGCAGAGGAAAUGAGUCUCAGAUUCACCUCUGUCCAACAUCACCAUCAUAUGAAAACAACUGUUCACAUGAGCACAACAUUGGUUUGCAGUGUACUGACAUAAUAAAUGUGAGGUUGGUUGGUGGUCACAGUCGCUGUGCUGGUACAGUGGAGGUUCAUCAUAGAGGUCAGUGGGGAACAGUGUGUGGUGCUGGUUGGGAUUUGGCUGAUGCUGCAGUAGUGUGUAGAGAGCUGGACUGUGGAGAACCUGUAGAUGCUCUGUAUGGUGUUCAUUUUGGACUGGGAUUUAAACCAAUUUUUAGGAUGAAAAAUGCGAUGUGUACUGGCUCAGAGUCUACACUUAAGAAAUGUGGAUUCAUGCAACCAACUGAACCCGAUGUGUGUCUUGAUAAGAGCGCUCAGGUCAUUUGUUCAGAAGUCAGGCUGGUUGGAGGUUCUCGCUGCUCUGGGAGGUUAGAGAUCCUUGAUGAUCAGUCGUGGGUUUCAGUGUGUGCUGCUGCCUUUGACCAGCAGGAUGCAGAGGUUGUGUGUAGAGAGCUGGACUGUGGGGCUCCUGUACAGGUGCUGGGAGAAGAUGCUUUUGGAAAAGGAGAUGCUCAGAUGUGGACACAAGAGAUUCAGUGCAGAGGAAAUGAGUCUCAGAUUCAUCUCUGCCCAACAUCACCAUCAUAUAAAAAUGCCUGUUCAUAUGAAAAUGAUGUUGGCUUGGUGUGUGCAGACAAUAUGAGAGUGAGGUUGGUUGGUGGUCACAGUCGCUGUGCUGGUAGAGUGGAGGUUCUUCAUAGAGGUCAGUGGGGAACAGUGUGUGAUCUUGGCUGGGAUAUGGCUGAUGCUGCAGUGGUGUGUAGAGAGCUGGACUGUGGAGAACCUGUAGAUGCUGUGGGAGGUGCUCACUUUGGACCAGGAUCAGGAUCAAUCUGGACAAAUCGCAGUUUAUGUACUGGAUCAGAGUCUACAUUGAAGAACUGUGGAUCAGUAAUUUGGGGGUUUUAUGACUGUGAUCAUACAAAAGAUGCAGGAGUCAUCUGCUCAGGUGUCAGGCUUAUUGGAAACUCCAGCUGCUCUGGGAGAAUUGAAGUUCUUGAUGAUCAGACGUGGGUUUCAGUGUGUGCUGCUGCCUUUGACCAGCAGGAUGCAGAGGUUGUGUGUAGAGAGCUGGACUGUGGGGCUCCUGUACAGGUGCUGGGAGAAGCUGCUUUUGGCAAAGGAGACGCUCAGAUGUGGACACAAGAGAUUCAGUGUAGAGGAGAUGAGUCUCAGAUUCACCUCUGUCCAACAUCCUUACACAAAAACAGCUGUUCACAUGAUAAAUACCAGAGGCUGUUCUGUGCUGAUAAAAUGAAUGUGAGGUUGGUUGGUGCUAACAGUCGCUGUGCUGGUACAGUGGAAGUUCUUCAUAGAGGUCAGUGGGGAACGGUGUGUGAUGAUGGCUGGGACAUGACUGAUGCUGCAGUGGUGUGUAGAGAGCUGGACUGUGGAGAACCUAUAGAUGCUCCGGGUGAUGCUCAUUUUGGACAAGGAUCAGGACCAAUCUGGAUGUAUACUGUGUUAUGUACUGGAUCAGAGUCUACACUGAAGAACUGUGGGUCAUCAGGAUGGAGCAUACAUAAGUGUACUCACCAUUGUGAUGCCGGUGUCAUCUGUUCGGGUCAUAAAGCUUCCAGACUCGUUAAUGGAUCUCACCUCUGCUCUGGAAGGUUAGAGAUACUUGAUAAUCAGUCGUGGGUUUCAGUGUGUGCUGCUGCCUUUGACCAGCAGGAUGCAGAGGUUGUGUGUAGAGAGCUGGACUGUGGGGCUCCUGUACAGGUGCUGGGAGAAGAUGCUUUUGGCAAAGGAGACACUCAGAUGUGGACACAAGAGAUUCAGUGUAGAGGAAAUGAAUCACAGAUUUCAUUUUGCUCAAUAUCAUCAUCACACAAACACAACUGCACCAGUAAAAAUAGUGUGGGACUGAUCUGUUCAGGUUACACAGAGGCCAAACUGAUGAAUGGUUCAGACUCUUGUUCUGGAAGAGUGGAGCUUUGGUUCAUCAAUAAGUGGGGCACAGUGUGUGAUGCAUGCUGGGAUAUGAGAGCCGCCAGUGUCCUCUGUAGACAGCUGAACUGUGGGAUUGCUGUGUCUGUUGUGGGAUCAGACUGGUUUGGCAAAGGAAGUGGUGAAAUCUGGGCUGAUGUGUUUGAUUGUGACGGGAAUGAAACAAAACUCUCAGAAUGUUCCAUCUCUUCAUGGAGUCGAGCUGAAUGUUCUCAUAGACGAGAUGUUGGAGUCAUCUGCUCUGAUUCCUCUCUGGCUGUACAUGACGGUCUGGUGCGGUUGUCUGGAGAGAGACAGUGUGAGGGGGAGGUGGAAGUUUCCAUCCAUCAGGUCUGGAGGAGAGUUCUGCUGGACUCCUGGAGUCUCACUGAAUCCUCUGUGGUCUGCAGACAGCUGGGCUGUGGCUCUGUGCUGAACUUCUCCGGCUCCUCUUCAUCCAGUCCUGAUCACAGUCAUGAGUGUGUGACGGGCUUCCAGUGCUCUGGGAGUCGUGGGUCCAUCAGGCUGGUGGGUUCUGGGGGAGACUGUGCAGGGAGGCUGGAGGUUUUUCACAGCGGCUCAUGGGGGACAGUGUGUGAUGACUCCUGGGAUAUUGAAGAUGCCCAUGUGGUGUGCAGACAGCUGCAGUGUGGAGUGGCCCUCAGUAACCAGCAGGUACCAGCCUGGUUUGGUCCUGGUUCUGGACCCAUAUGGCUGGAUGAGGUGGAGUGUGAGGGGAAUGAGACGUCCCUGUGGAGCUGCUCUUCUCCAGGCUGGGGAAAACAUGACUGUCAACACAAGGAGGAUGUAGGAGUCGUGUGUUCAGAGUUUAAAGAUAUCAGGUUAACUGAGAGCUGUGAAGGGAAUGUGGAGGUUUUCUACAAUGGAUCCUGGGGUAAUGUGUGCUGGAACAAGAUGGACAGAGACACAGUGAGUCUGAUCUGUCAAGAGCUGAACUGUGGAAGAUCUGGUGUUUUGUCUGAUUCUACAACAAGACUGGAAUCAGCUCGUAACUGGCUGGAUAAAGUGAAAUGUCGACCACAUGAUUCAUAUCUUUGGCAGUGUCCAUCUUCACCCUGGGGACAGAACGACUGUGGUGAAGAUGAAGUGGCCAAAAUCACCUGUUUGGAACAGGAGAGUCAUGAGUCCCCUAGAAGCUAUUUGUCAUGCUCCACAUCUCCACAUCAGAGACAGUGUUCAGAUUUGUUAGUGUCCACUACUCCUGCCACAACAACAUCAUCUUCUCCUCCAGUUUCUCAGACACAGGUUUGUCUGUCUACACUCACAGCUCUCUUUAAGAGGAGACACAUGAGCACGACUGAAGCCAUUUAUGAAGAGCUUCAUCGCAGACCUACUAACAGACACCGUCUCUUCACUGCGGGAAGUGUCCUUUCUGAAGAACAGCAUUCUGGGUAUGAAGAUGCUGAUGAGCUUCUUUCAGCAAAUUCUGCAGUAGGAGCCGCUCCUGACUACUGUAAUGACGUCACCACCACUGAAGGGCCAAAAGAAGAGAAGCAAGUCACACCUGAGAAUUAUGAUGAUGUAAUCACUGUUGGACUGAGACCUCGUGAUACAGAAAACUAUGAUGAUGUCAUUAUUGUACGACAAUUCUCCAAUGAUAAAGCAGAUGGUGUUAAGGAGGAUUAUGAUGAUGUGAAGAAUGUCAAGGAGUAUGUGAGUGAUGUGUUUGGCUAUGAUGAUGUGGGGGAGGAGCCAGAAAAACCAGGAGGGACUGUGUAACUCAAACCACACCCACUGCCUCAAAUCCUUUUAAAUCUUUUAAGUGAUCUGAAACAUUUCUAUGACAUAGAUUUGGCAAUUUGAGAGAAAAAAAAAAAAAAAAAAACAUUUUUUCCUAACAUUUAAUCAGUUUGUAUAUAAUUAUCUCAUUGCUUCACCAUUUACCUUCCUCUGUCCCAGUCUUUAACAUUUUACAGCAACUUAAAAAUAUCAUACUUAAUAAAUAUCCACUUAUUAUAUAUUUCUUUUGAAUGUGUAGACCCACUGAUAUUGUACACAAUAUUUUGCUAAAGAUCAUUGGAAUGUACUUUGGGAAACAAGUUUACAAACAGCAGCUGUGGUCAAGGAUCUUUACUUCAAAAGAAUGUAAAGACUCUUUGAACUGAGCAGAAGAGCUUGUUGUUCACUUUAUGUCCUGAAGAGGGGUUUUUGUCAGACAAACGCAUAUGUUUGAUUUAUGUAUGUUUUAUAUUUGUGUCCAAUUUUAUUGCUGGUUUAAAUUGAUUUUAAUGUUUUCUGUUUAGCAUUUAAAAUCAGACUGACUAUGUAUGUAUAUUAUGUCAUUAUUAUCAUCAUUAUUGUGAAACUGGAGAAUGUUGCAACACAUUUUGUUUCAACAAAAAUGUUUUGGUUUUUUUUGCACACAAAAUUCAAUAAAAGUCUAUGAAAUAUUGUA